AACCAGGCUUAAAAUCAGAAGAGACACGUCAAUAUUGCCUUAUUUUUCAACAUGACCUUAAAUAAUCUCUUGUAUAUUCCUUAAUCUCAUUUUAAUACAAACCUGAAACCUAAUCUCAAAUGUUAAUUUAUUUCAAAAUGCGCGAUGUCACAUAAAGGACAUUUUAAGGUAUUCACUCUGGGUCAUUUUAUUUAAUGUACUCUGAAACAAAUAUUUAAUGUGUACCGCAGGUUUGGUCUGUUAAAUCCCUGACUAUUAUCACUUUAAACCAAUGAGUUUAAAAAAGUAAAGUGUUUUGCAGUCAUAGUUGAAAUUUGUCUUCAGUUUAGGUACAUUUCCAUACAGAGUAGGCCCUCAUGGAGACAAUGCGCUGUAAUUAUGAACACCAUAAUUAAAGAGAAUAAUAACCUUCUACCAGCUUGUGCUUCAUUCAGCAGGCCAGCAGUAUGACGCCUCACGUGACUGGGCUGGCACAGUACAUGAAAGAGCUCAAUCAGCAGAGCAAGACAAGUGCUUCCUCAGAAAAACCACAUCCUUCGUAUCUCCCCUCUUGUUCCUUCUCUCUGUUUUCCUCUCAUUAUGUGUGACACGUACAUGAAUUAGCUACACCAUCACAUGUGGGACACACACUUUAAGCGGGUCCUCUCAUAUAUGCACGUGUAAACAGUCACGCUGCAUGUGUUUCAAACAGCCUGUGAGGCCAUCUGUGAUGUCUUAACAGCCCAUUCUGCAAGUAGAUUUUGUGUUACAAACCAAGUAAAAUAUAGUUCACACCACACUAUUGACAUGUUCCUGGCAAAGAUUCCUCAGAAGUUCUAAUCGAACAUACACAUCCUUACAGUCAAGCAGCCUAAUACUGAAACCUCAAGAUAAGCAUGACCAGGUUUGCUCUAAGUCAGUUCAGAGUGAUUUUGAUGCUCAGUCAUGUCUUCCAGUCAUCUCUGUACUUUGUCAGCACACGCACUGGGCCUCAGAGACAGCCCCUUUCUGAAGCUGCUAUGUCAACUUCAGGCCCCUUUCACAGUUGACAGGAGGUCACGUGUUGUGGCCUGGUUUCUGUUGAAGAAAAAAAUGACAGGGUUGUUGAGAGUUGAGACAGUGUUUGCUUCACUGUAAGAUUAGGAUGUUGCUGAAAGGGAAACUGUUGAAAUUGAAAAUUAAAAAAAAGAAAAGAAAUAGAAACACUGGCAGUCAAGGAAAAUGUUUAGGAAAUAGCUCCACACAGAUACAAAUUAGCUGGUUACCACACAAGAAAAUUUUUGAAACCUUUACAGAGUUUCUAGAGUGUAAAAGGAAGAAUUUCCCCUGCAUUCUCUGUGCAGCAUUUUACUCUCAUCAGUUGAAGCCACAGUGGACAACACAGACAAUUAUCUCAGCUACCACACAUAGGCAGUGCAAUUCAGAGUCAUUCAAACAUAAAUUACCCUGAACUAUUGAAAACAUAACGAAUCAAAUCAUGCAUUCAUCUUGCACUUUCUAAUAUGCUGCUCAUGUCUUCAUCUGAAGGCAAACAUAUCAGAUCAUUCACACAGUACUUUAUCUAUUUUAAUUUUUGACAUUCAUGAUAAAAUGACUAAUAUCACUUCAUCAACAAGGAAGUUUAUCUUAUCUUUGAAUUAGGUAUUGUUAAGAGAAAUGCCCUCUUGCUCACUCCUGUGUUUCACAAAGGUACAGAGCAGCAUCAUCAACAUAAUGUCAUUUCUUGGAAUAAUGUUUAUCUUGUCAAUGGCUUUCUGUAAGAGCAACAGAGUGGCUUGGAGUUAAAUGAGUGGCAUAUGGUAUUUUCACUUCAUCAGCCUGAGACAGAGAGAAGGGAGGCAGGUGCAAAAGAAAGACAGAGAAAUUAUUAAAUUGUUUUGCAGCAAAAAAAGUUUGUAUGAAACGAGAGAGAUGGCGUCUGUGGAAAAAAGUGGAGGCUGAAGGAGGGCAUGUUUUCGAACAGAGCCAGGGGGUCGCAAAAAGAGACAGAGAAAUGAAGACAGUGGGGCAGAGAGAUUUCAAAGGCACCGGCAAAAGGCUUUCACUAUGAGUCAUCACUGACAUUUUAUGAAUAAACCCCUGACAUACUUCUGGUCUCCUGUUCAGUCUCGCAUUCAGAGGGUCCCAGGUUACAUCUUGUCUCGCCUUCUCAUCCAUGAUGCAACCACACUAUUUUGCUUUUACUUUUCUGUGCAUUCUGUAUUUCCAGUCUGUGCUUUCCAUACAGUGCAAUGACACACAAUAUGCCUGGACACAGACACUCCCCGAGGUUUGCUGUGAGAAGUGCGCACCAGGUAGUCAUAUGGUGCGGCGUUUAGAAAGAUGUAAAAUUCGCUGUGACCCAUGCUCAGAUAAUCUGUACAGUGAUACCUACAACAUGGAGAUGACCUGCAAUCAUUGUGAAAAUUGUGACAAACCAAACAUGGAGUAUCAGUCACGUUGUAAUGCCACUCACGACGCUGUGUGCAGAUGUAAAGCUGGAUACGAAUGCAAAAACCAACCUUGCAAACAGUGUUUGCUGAUACCAACCACCAUCAGACCCACCCUCGCUCCAUUCAGCACAGCCUUAAAACAUGACAUCCUCACCACACUCUGGACACCCCAAAAAUCACCCAGAGGAAUUAUAUUUGCUGUUGCAACAAAAAGCCUGCCUUUUCUGCGCUGGAUCGAAUCAAAGCACGGCUACCUUUUGGCUAAAUCACAAGCACCAGCUCCACCGCAUGAGGAAGUAUCCAAGCCUGUCCAGGAAGCGGGACAUCAAACCAAUCUCAAAACAGAUCCUGAGCUUGGAUUAUCAAAAUAUUCAGUGGUGGACAUUAAGUGACACAUCAGGAAAGCAGAACAUCUUUGCUUGCUUUGGACAUUCAUGACAAAGGAGGCAAGCGUCACUCAGCUCAUGCUGAUGAAUGGAACCAGACAAAAUAUUUGUCUCAAGACUGAUGUUUCCUAAGAGGAAACAUGACUGUUUGACAUUCACGAUAUUGAAAUGAUAAAAGUGUGACACUGUGAUGUCUAUGCAUGAGUUAGAAAUUGUGCUGUAUGUUCCCAAACAGUGGUAUGUACUAUGGUACACAAAAGUUGAAGAUAUUUCAUAUCUUUACAUUUAUGUGUUUGUAUCUAACUAAGACUUUUUGCUGCAGUUUUGGAGUCAGAUUAUACAUUUAUGCAAAUGUUUUUAACUAAGAUAGU
Molecule: messenger RNA, 3168 nt
Organism: Scatophagus argus
Lineage: Eukaryota; Metazoa; Chordata; Actinopteri; Scatophagidae
Gene: cd27
Product: CD27 molecule
Exons: 7
Coding region: 2135-2803 (222 amino acids)
Biological process (GO): immune response-regulating cell surface receptor signaling pathway; cellular response to tumor necrosis factor; positive regulation of angiogenesis
Cellular component (GO): CD40 receptor complex; external side of plasma membrane
Molecular function (GO): antigen binding; CD154 receptor binding
Source: RefSeq, a predicted model, not a curated record